Bombina bombina (fire-bellied toad) is the source of this 2549-nucleotide messenger RNA. RefSeq names its product calpain-13-like. Gene Ontology annotation, molecular function: calcium-dependent cysteine-type endopeptidase activity; calcium ion binding. Lineage: Eukaryota; Metazoa; Chordata; Amphibia; Anura; Bombinatoridae. The record is from RefSeq and is a predicted model, not a curated record. The transcript is spliced from 25 exons. Gene Ontology annotation, biological process: proteolysis. The coding region runs from base 99 to 2309 and encodes 736 amino acids. Gene Ontology annotation, cellular component: cytoplasm.
GAAAGGAUGAAAGUAGGGAACAUAUAAGACAUUUAUCUUUGAUUCACCUGCAAGUCGUCUCCAUCUGAUUCCUCAACCCUUGACAGCCUAGGGGUACCAUGCCAAUUCCAGGGGUUUACCAACGUGUGGCAAAAGGGCAGCAGUCACAGAAAAAGCUUGGAACAGUACAAAAUCCCAAACAUUUUAAAGACCAAGAUUUUGACAAGAUCCGUGAAGCCUGCUUCAACAGGAGACAACUGUUUGAGGAUGAUACUUUCCCAGCAAAUGUAAAUUCUAUUGGGCACCAGCUACUACCCAGAGAAAAACUAUCAAGUAUCAGGUGGAAAAGGCCAAAUGAAAUCAAUAGAGAUCCUCGCUUUUUAGUGGAUGGAGCAAAUAUAUUUGAUAUUGUCCAAGGUGAAAUUGGUGAUUGCUGGGUUCUUGCUGUUGUCGGUGGUUUAACUUUGAGAAGAAAAUAUCUAGAAAAUGUCAUACCAAAAGACCAAGAGUUUACCUACAAAUAUGCUGGGAUUUUUCACUUCAGGUUCUGGCAGUUUGGAGAAUGGGUGGAUGUUGUGGUGGAUGACAGACUUCCUUUCCUGAAUCAAAGAUAUCUCUCUGUUCAACCUCGCAGCAGCAAUGAGUUCUGGCCGUCCCUACUAGAGAAGGCGUAUGCUAAGUUGCGGGGCUCUUAUCAGAAUUUGCACUGGGGCUUCAUUUCAGAAGCAUUUGUAGACUUCACAGGUGGGGUGCAAAUGGAUUUCAAUUUAACAAAACCUCCUUCAGACUUUCGGGACAUCGUUGUAGCCGCUGCUAGAUCUGGUUCCCUCAUGGGUGCGACAACGCCUGGAGAACAAAGAGCUGGCAAUACGGAAUUACAGAAUGGUCUUGUUCAGGGACAUGCGUACUCAGUGACUGAUGCAAGACAGGUGGAAUAUAGCAGCAGAACAGAAGACAUUGUUCGUGUGUGGAAUCCUUGGGGACAGGGCGAAUGGAAUGGGCGAUGGAGCGAUGGUUCAUCCCAAUGGGAAAGAGUUAGACCUGAAAUAAGAAAUAAGCUAAAUGUGCAAAGGAACGAUGGUGAAUUUUGGAUUUCCUGCCAGGAUUUUUUACAGAAUUAUAACUUUGCCACCAUUUGUAACCACUCUCCAUCUUUCCUGGAUUUUGGAAGUCCACAAUAUGCCUGGAAGACGUUCACUUAUAUUAACAAAUGGGUUGAGGGAAACGCAUCUAGCAGUAUCAGCACUGCAGACAUUUGGAAAAACCCUCAAUAUUUGAUAAAUGUUUCUGAAUCAGAAGGAGGAAAACGUUGUUAUAAUGUGACUGUAGCGCUGAUGCAGAGUCUGGCAAAUGAGCACAGAUAUAACAAUGGCUGGUUCCCAAUUGGCUUUCUGUUAUGCAAGGUUGAUACAAAGGGUCUUAAGAGUGGAACACAAGAGAAAUAUUAUCCCCAACAAGCUACAGAAACUAUAAAUACAGGACUAGAGAAUGUGCGUGAAGUCACAAGAUCUUUUAUGGUGCCACCAGGGUCAUAUGUCAUUAUCCCCUUUGCAUUAAACAAUGGUCAGGAAUCACAGUUCCUUCUGAGAAUCUUUUUGAAGACCAAAGAAUUGGCUGAUUAUUCAGAAGCAGACACAAAGGAGGAUAACCAGACAUAUCCGAACAGUUCUGGAAUAAACUAUCCUGAAAUGAAAACAAAAUCAAGAGAAGACAACAAAGCAGUGUACCGGAAGGAUGAUUUAUUGAGUGAUUUUAGUUCGAAGCUGUCUCUAAACACGCCGAACCCUAAGGCUGUUCUAAAGAGAUAUGUUGACGACAGCUAUGACAAGAUUUUCGUACGUUAUUGUGACCAGAACUCAGAAAUGUAUGCGGAGCAGCUGCAGAGGCUUCUGAAUGAGGUGGUGCUUACAGAUCCAACUUUCAACGCCGACAGAGGAGAGUUCACCUUGGAUGGCUGUCGAGGAAUUUUAAUGUUGAUGGAUCUUAACGCAAAUGGAAGACUGAACCUGAAAGAAUUUGGGCGCCUCUGGAAACGCCUGAACAUGUGCAAGGAUAUUUUCCGGACGCUUGAUGUGAUUCAGUCAGGAUUCAUUGAUGGACAGGGUUUGAGGAGUGCAGUACAAGAAGCUGGACUAAUGGUUAGUGAUGCUGUAGUGAACGUGAUGCUUCUGAGAUAUGGUGACUCUACGGAUAAAAUAAAUUUCUCAGAUUUUGUGUGCUGCAUGAUACGGCUGGAGACUGUGACAAAAGUGUUUCAGAACUUAUCGAAAGAUGGUCAAGGGGUUUACCUGAGUGGGGAAGAGUGGAUGCAGAUUAUCAUGUCAAGUUGACAUCAAGGAUAAUGACUGUGCAUUUAUUCUCGUGGACCCAAAGAAACUGUCGCCUGAUUACCAAUUCAUCCAUAUACAACAAAAUAUACAGAAUUUUGUAAAAUAAUGUGAAAUAUUUUAUUUUGAAUUUUGCUCUAUUUGACACUCAAGCUUUUUACUGAACAUAAGAGAAGUUGACUUCAAAAAUGAUAUAAGUAAAAAUAUUGGAGUAAAAUUAUUAUUACUUAAAAUUAGUGAAGA